This is a messenger RNA of Amphiprion ocellaris (clown anemonefish), 2851 nucleotides long. RefSeq lists its product as uncharacterized. The coding region runs from base 1707 to 2432 and encodes 241 amino acids. The record is from RefSeq and is a predicted model, not a curated record. The transcript has 6 exons. NCBI's taxonomy places the organism in Eukaryota, Metazoa, Chordata, Actinopteri, Pomacentridae.
UUGAAAUCCGUAUCGUCAUCUUUGGCUUUUAUAGCUUCUGAUGGGUAUUUUCAUUUUCCUUGGCAUUUUAUUGACAUUACACUUACUGAAUAAACUAAUUCAUGAUAUAAUUUGUUGCCCCCAGUGGGAAAUUUGUCUCAGAUUCAAGUGAUGCUCAUAUAUAACUCUGUCAUAAAUCACAACCCCAAAUCACAUGUACUGUAUAUAUUGCUCAUAUAGCAUAUUACAUCACCAUUCAGAAGUUUGGGGUCACUUAGAAAUGUCCUUAUUUUUGAAAGAAAAUCAUUUUUUUUUCAAUGAAGAUAACAUUAAAUGAAUCAGAAUUAUAGUCUAGACAUUGUUAAUGUGGUAAAUGACUAUGACACAUGAAUAAAAGUCUGAGUUUUCAUGGAAAACGUGAAAUUGUCUGGAUGACCCCAAACUUUUGAACAAUAAUGUAGGUCUACUUUAACUAAUAUAGAGCAACUUUAACUAAUGUAGAGCAACUUUAACUCAUUUUUGAGCAACUAUUAUAGAGCAACUUUAAUCAACUAAUCAACUUUAGCUAAUAUAGGGCAACUUUAAUUCAUUUAGAGCAACUUUCAAUAAUGUAGAGCAACUUUAACUCAUUUUUGAGCAACUUUAACUAUUAUAGAGCAACUUUAACUAUUAUAGAGCAACUUUAACUAUUAUAGAGCAACUUUGACUAAUGUAGAGCAACUUUAACUAACGAUAUCAACUUUAGCUAAUAUAGGGCAACUUUAACCCAUUUAGAGCAACUUUAAUUUAUGUACACUACCAUUCAAAAGUUUGGGGUCACUUAGAAAUGUCCUUAUUUUUGAAAGAAAAUCUUUUUUUUUUCAAUGAAGAUAACAUUAAAUGAAUGAUAAACCCAGUCUAGACAUUGUUAAUGUGGUAAAUGACUAUUGUAGCUGGAAACAGCUGAUUUUUAAUGGAAUAUCUCCAUAGGGGUACAGAGGAACAUUUCCAGCAACCAUCACUCCUGUGUUCUAAUGCUACAUUGUGUUAGCUAAUGGUGUUGAAAGGCUCACUGAUGAUUAGAAAACCCUUGUGCAGUUAUGUUAGCACAUGGAUAAAAGUGGGAGUUUACAUAGAAAACAUGGAAUUAUCUGGGUGACCCCAAACUUUUGAACAGUGGUGUAGGUCAACUUUAACUAAUGUAGAGCAACUUUAACUCAUUUAGAGCAACUUUAACUAAUGUAGAGCAACUUUAACUCAUUUAGAGCAACUUUAACUAAUGUAGAGCAACUUUCACUAAUAUAUGUUAUGUUCUACAACCAAUAGAAUCCAUUGCAGAACCCAGGCAGCCACAAUCAGUCUGUAUUGUGUUUUUAAAAUAAUUUUGUUAACAUCUGGCUCCUCUGCUAGAGGGUAAGAGCUGAUACACAGCAAGGAGGAUGUGAAGUGUGUCAGACAACAUUUUCUGUGUCUGGGAGCAGACUGUUCAUAUAUUGACCAUACAAACCAUUAAAAACAGGCCAGUGCCGGCUAAAUAAACGGUAAAAAAGAGGUAGAAAAGCCACAGCACUUGAGUCAAGGUUGUAAGUUACAUAAUAUUCAGUUCAACACAAAUUAAAACUAGACCGCAGAAUUUAAUUGUUUCAUCUCCGACACACCAUUGACAAUGAAAAUGUUCUUUUUUUGCAGGACUUUUGUUUUGGAUUGCAUGAUGAUGUAUUGCUUUUAUCUGGUUACUAAUUAUUUUGAUGGUGUUCUCUCUUCACAGAGCAGACACUGAGAGUGCCACUGGAUCCACUGCAGGAAAUCAACAAGAGAAAGAGAGCAGAGAAGAAAAUAAAGAUGAUGAUGAAACGAUCAUAGAUUCAGAUGGUGAGUCAGAGAGUCUGCUGCUUCCUGUGCACAUCUGCUUUGAGUCUUUGCCAUUUUCAGGGCUUUCUUGUCCACCUGUAUCACCAUCACAACCCAAAGAGUGCUCUUCUGUGCAGAGUCCUGUCCCCAGUACCGUCCAACACACCAGUGGACCCUCCGUCCCACAGCAGAGCUCCCCAGCCCCCCCUCCAUUACCUUUGCUGUCUCCUGGGUCGCCUCCCUGCCCCAGCUCGUCCAUUGCCCCAGCUCCACCGGAAACUGCCUCUGUGCCCAUUCUCUCCUCCGCUCGCUCUCCCACAGCACGUCCCUCAGACUCAGAGUCCGGCAUCAACGCCACCAACUUCUGGAAAAGCUGCAAUGCAGCUGGGUGCACUCAGGCCAUCUUUGCUGAUUUCAUUAAUGGUAUGAAUGAAAUCUACAACAGAAUCUUGUCAGACAAGGCCAGCCAGGAAGAUUAUGAUCUUGCACUAUCAGUGAUGGCUGUUUCUGGGAAACUGGCAGAGCUGGUGGACAAGCAGCAGGAAGAGUUACAAAAGAAACAGAUUGAACUGCAAAAGGCAGCGGCAGCUAUGAAAGAUGCUGUCUCAGCGCUGAGGAAAUGAGUCUACGAGCAGCUACUGCAAGAAUGUGGACAUCUGCUACACUUUACUUAUUCUUGUUUUUUUACUCUGGAAGUCCCGGUAUUGUUUUGUACUUAAACUUUGUCAUAUUUUUAAUUUUUGAAUGUUUUAUGAAAACGGUAUAUUUAUAUUUUUAUUGAUAAUGUAAGAGUCGUGACAGUGACGGAUGGACAAAACUGUACCGAUAUCUAGCAAGCCUUGAGGAAAACAGAUUUAAUUUUUAAAAACCUAAAAUGUGAAGAAUUUUUGUGUUGUUGAAAUAAUAAGUUUGAAAUAAAGAGUAAGUUGAAAUAAUGAGAAGAAUUUGAAAAACUGAGCAAGGUGUGGUUAAAGAUGUCAUUGCCAAACAGUUGGAGUUGCAUAUCCUGUUUGAUGUAUAAUAAAGGAAAACUCUUUUGUCA